AUGCAAGAAAACAAAAAAUGGCGACCAACUUCAGGCGCGACCAUUUGUGUUUGCUCUGUUUGAUACCUCUGUUUUUACCUCUGUUUUUCGGACACUCAAUUGCAGUCGACAUCUUGAAAGCAGGACAGUCCAUUAACGACACCCAAGUAAUUGUCUCAGCCGGCAACAAGUUUGAAUUGGGGUUCUUCACUGACCCAAAGCCCUCCAAUUUCAAGUAUUUAGGAAUACGGUACAAGGAAAUUCCCGACGUUGUCGUUUGGGUGGCGAACAGAGAUAACCCAAUUGUAAACUCCUCUGCCACUCUAAAAUUGAAUGUCGAUGGAAACUUAAUUCUCGUCAAUCAAACAGGGUCAGCUUUUUGGACUUCGAAUAAUCCGAUUGUAUCAGUUCAAGAUCCUGUUGCGCAGCUGUUGGAUUCAGGUAAUUUGGUGCUGAGAGAUUCAAAUUCAGGGUCUCAAGAUUAUGCGUGGCAGAGUUUCGAUUAUCCGUUCGAUACUCUGUUAUCGGGCAUGAAGCUCGGGUGGGACUCCAAGUCGGGGUUGAACCGAAAGCUAAUAUCAAGGAAAAAUCCAAGCGAUUUGUCGUCUGGAGAACUCAGCUAUGGCGUUAACUUAGAUGGGCUUCCUGCACUUGUUGUUCGUAAAGGAAACAAGACGAUUUUCAGGGGGGGGCCAUGGUUUGGUGAUGGGUUUGCCAGAGCUCGCUCUGAGAGAGCGAAUUUCAUCUAUAAUGCUUCUUUUGAGAUAACAUAUUCAUAUGAUUCUCCGAAUAGUGAACCUUGGAGAGCUGUGUUGGAUCCAGGUGGGUUUGUAAUACACUCCGAGUGGAACGGCGUGGACAGAGCAUGGAAGAAAUUAUACACGUUUGAAGGAUCAGGCUGCAACGACUACGAAUUAUGUGGAAAUUUUGGUCUUUGUAAUUCUGUUUUAUUAGCAAAUUGCGAUUGUUUAGAUGGGUUCGAACAAAAAUCUGCCCAAAACAUUUCAGAUGGGUGCGUGAGAAAGGAUGAAAAAACCUGCAGAGCAGGGGAGGGGUUUAAGAAGAUAAGCGACGUAAAAUUGCCAGAAUCAACAGGGAACUUGGUGAAAAUCAAAAUGGGUAUUCAAAAUUGCGAGAAGGAAUGCUUGAAUGAUUGUUCUUGCUUGGCGUAUGGCACACUGGAAAUUCCUAAUGUUGGGCCAACCUGCGUCACAUGGUUUGACAGAUUACUUGAUGUUAGACGUGCUCGUGAUCCUGGAACUGGAGAUAGCCUCUUUGUGAGAGUGGCCGCUUCAGAAUUAGAAUCGAGUACUGGGAAGCGUACAGUUCUGGUGGUUGUGGGUACCAUAUCAGCAAUGAUCUUCUUCGCGUUAAUCAGCUGUUUUAUCAUUAGGAGUAUAAGAAGAAGAGGUAGAGAUAAUGGAGUUGCAAUCACUGAGGAUCUAGUUCAUGACAAUGAACUUGAGAUGCCAAUUGCGAUGAUUGAAGCAGCCACCAACAAUUUCUCCAUUUCCAAUAAGAUUGGAGAAGGAGGUUUCGGACCCGUUUAUAAGGGAACACUCCCAACCGGGCAAGAAAUUGCGGUGAAGAAGCUAGCAGAAAGCUCCCAUCAAGGGCAACAGGAGUUUAAAAAUGAGGUCCUCUUCGUUUCCCAGCUUCAACAUCGAAACCUUGUCAAGCUUCUUGGUUUCUGCAUCCACAGGGAAGAGACAUUACUUAUUUAUGAAUACAUGCCAAACAAAAGCUUGGACUACUUCCUUUUUGAUGAUCAAAGACGUUCAGUACUUAACUGGACAAUGAGAAAGGAUAUCAUAAUUGGCAUAGCUAGAGGACUUCUUUAUCUCCAUCGAGAUUCAAGACUCCGAAUAAUUCACCGAGAUCUUAAAGCCGCUAAUAUUUUAUUAGAUGGUGAAAUGAAGCCAAAAAUUUCAGACUUUGGCAUUGCGCGUAUGUUCGGUGAAGAUCAAAUGGAAACGAAAACACAAAGAGUUGUUGGGACAUAUGGCUACAUGUCUCCGGAAUAUGCAAUAGAUGGUUGUUUUUCAUUCAAAUCCGAUGUUUAUAGCUUUGGAGUUAUGGUUUUAGAAAUAGUUAGCGGCAAGAAGAACAAGGGAUUUUUUCACUCCGAGCAUCAACUGAAUCUUCUCGGACAUGCAUGGAAGCUUUGGAAUGAAGGAAAAGCCUUGAAGUUAAUAGAUGGAGAGAUGGGUGAUCAAAUGCAAGAACAUGAAGCACUGAAAUACAUAAAUAUUGGACUUUUAUGUGUUCAAGGACGUCCGAAAGAUAGACCCAUUAUGUCAUCUGUGCUUUCCAUGUUAGAAAGUGAUAUCAUGGAGUUGAUUCACCCAAAGCAACCUGGAUUCUAUGAGGAUAGAUUUGUGUUGUCUGAUAUUGAUCCAUUGUUAGAUCAUAAAUCGACUUCUACUUCGAAUAAUGUUACUAUUACAUUGUUAGACGAUGGUCGUUAAUCCAUUUAUUUUCGAGGA
Messenger RNA from Cucurbita pepo subsp. pepo (vegetable marrow), 2465 nucleotides. RefSeq names its product G-type lectin S-receptor-like serine/threonine-protein kinase At4g27290. Gene Ontology annotation, molecular function: protein serine/threonine kinase activity; ATP binding. Lineage: Eukaryota; Viridiplantae; Streptophyta; Magnoliopsida; Cucurbitales; Cucurbitaceae. Gene Ontology annotation, cellular component: plasma membrane. The record is from RefSeq and is a predicted model, not a curated record. Gene Ontology annotation, biological process: protein phosphorylation; recognition of pollen.